CUCUAGAAUGUACGAGUCGAGGACUUUAAUUUUGUCAUGUGACGUUACUUCCGUUGACGGUUCAGUGGCAAGAUGGCGGCGGGCGGCAGCGGCGAAGAUGCGUUUCAGACCUUCUACACAGAGGUGAAGCAGAUCGAGAAGAGAGACUCUGUUUUAACCUCCAAACAGCAGAUCGACAGGUUACUGCGACCAGGAGCCUCGUACUUCAAUCUCAACCCGUUUGAGGUUCUUCAGAUCGAUCCUGAAGCCACAGAGGAGGAGCUGAAGAAGCGUUUCAGACAGUUGUCCAUCCUCGUCCAUCCAGACAAGAACCAGGACGAUGCGGAUCGAGCCCAGCAGGCGUUUGAAGCGGUCGAUAAGGCCUAUAAGAUGCUGCUGGAACCCGAGCAGAAGAAGAAGGCGCUGGACGUGAUCCACGCGGGGAAGGAGUACGUGGAGCACAUGAUGAGCCAGAAGAAGAAGCAGCUGAAGAAGGACGGGAAGCCCAUCGACGUAGAGGAAGACGACCCGGAAAUGUUCCGGCAGGCGGUUUAUAAACAGACCAUGAAGCUCUUUGCCGAGCUGGAGAUCAAGAGGAAAGAGCGAGAAGCCAAGGACAUGCACGAACGGAAGAGACAGCGGGAGGAGGAGAUCGAGACGCAGGAGCGCGCCAAGAGAGAACGCGAGUGGCAGAAGAACUUUGAGGAGACGCGUGACGGACGUGUGGACAGCUGGAGGAGCUUCCAGGCUAAAGGCAAGACUAAGAAAGAGAAGAAGAACCGCACCUUCCUCAAGCCGCCCAAAGUCAAGAUGGAGCAGCGCGAGUGAGACGCGAUCGAGACGCUCCUGCUGUACAGACGAAGAAGAAGCGCGAGUCUCGGUCCUCUCGUCCACUAACAGAGACACGAACCUGCAGCUCUCCUCACCGUUGAUUCCUGACGUGCUGUUUUUCUUCUGCAAAUAAACAUUUGUUUGUAGAUAUUUUCGUUCUAGUUUUUAUAUUGUACACAAUUAAACCUUUGUUUUUGUCUGACUGUAUGAGUUUCAUGUUAUUCAGCCGUUUGUUUGUUUGUUUGUUUGUUUGUGAGAGGAAGAAUUUUAAUAUUAAAUGGAUGAAUCUGGAGUUGC
This is a messenger RNA of Labeo rohita (rohu), 1107 nucleotides long. It is a transcript of the gene dnajc8, whose product is annotated as DnaJ (Hsp40) homolog, subfamily C, member 8. The record is from RefSeq and is a predicted model, not a curated record. Gene Ontology annotation, cellular component: nucleus. The transcript is spliced from 9 exons. Lineage: Eukaryota; Metazoa; Chordata; Actinopteri; Cypriniformes; Cyprinidae. Bases 73 to 807 code for a protein of 244 amino acids.